Messenger RNA from Scaptodrosophila lebanonensis, 1399 nucleotides. RefSeq names its product ribosome biogenesis protein WDR12 homolog. Gene Ontology annotation, biological process: ribosome biogenesis. NCBI's taxonomy places the organism in Eukaryota, Metazoa, Arthropoda, Insecta, Diptera, Drosophilidae. The coding region runs from base 79 to 1332 and encodes 417 amino acids. Gene Ontology annotation, cellular component: preribosome, large subunit precursor. The record is from RefSeq and is a predicted model, not a curated record. Gene Ontology annotation, molecular function: protein binding. The transcript is spliced from 6 exons.
UGUGUAUUAAACUAAUUCCACGAACGAUUUAUUUGCACAACAAGCUAAAGGCGCUCUUAAGAGUGAGUGUCAAUAGUAAUGGAAGCAGCUAACGGGGAGGGGCAGGUACAGGUUCACCUAAAGACCAAACAAGAACAAUAUGCUGUGCCUGAUGUGCCUUACGCCAUCGAUGGCACGGUCGCCACCACGGAGCUAAACACGUUUAUCAAUGCGCUACUGCAAAACGCAACUCAGGUUGACUUUGAUUUUCUUGUAUUUGAUGAAUAUCUGCGUGGUCGUUUGUGCGAUCAUCUGAAGGAGAAAGCUAUCAGCUUUGAGGACGCCAUUGAGAUUGAGUAUGUUGAGCGUUUUCCGGCUCCAGAACCGCAGGAUUGUCUGCUGCACGAUGAUUGGGUGUCGGCGGUGAAAAUGAGAGGAAAAUGGAUUCUAACCGGCUGCUACGAUAACACCCUCAAUAUCUGGACCAACAAGGGCAAACAUGUGCUUACCAUACCUGGUCAUACGAUGCCUGUCAAGGCCGUCGAUUGGGUGUCUCUGGACAGUGAAACUGGUUGCUUCGUGUCUAGUUCACAGGACCAAACGGCCAUGUUGUGGCAAUGGAACAUUGGCUCGAAUGCUGUGGAGUGCGUGUCCGUCUGCAAGGGACAUGAGCGGGGCGUGGACAGCAUCAAUGUGAGUCCAGAUGAGAAACGAUUUGCCACGGGCUCCUGGGAUACAAUGCUAAAGUUGUGGUCAGCGGAGCUGGAAGAUGUGGGCGAGGGCACCUCCAAGCGUCUUAAGGAAAGCGGCACGAGAACCCCUCAAAUGACUCUACAAGGCCAUCGAGAGAGCAUUUCUUCCGUACAGUGGAUGGACAACACUACACUGCUCACAGGCAGCUGGGAUCAUACGCUCAAGGUGUGGGACCUGAAUCUGGAGGGCAUUAAGACAGAAAUAUCUACAAACAAGUCCAUUUUCGACGCCAGCUACUCAAAACUGAAUCGUCUUAUUGUUACUGCCUCGGCGGACAAAAAUUUGCGACUAUACGAUUCACGCAUUAAUCAGGGCUCUGUUGUACGCAACACAUACUUGGGUCACAAUGCCUGGGUGCAGACUGUUAUGUGGUCGACAACGGAAGAAUUUUUAUUUGUUUCCGGUUCCUAUGACAAUCAGAACAAGAUGUGGGAUUGCAGAAGUCCAAAGGCACCACUUUACGACCUGCUGGGCCACGGCGAAAAGGUGCUGGACAUUGACUGGUCCAAUCCCAAGUACAUUGUAUCCGGCGGUGCCGACAACACUGUCCGUGUUUAUAAGUCCCGUAAAGCUUUAGUAGAUGAUAUGGACACUAAGUAAACACCGAGAAACUUGUAAUGUAUUUACUUAUAGUGUAAUAUUAUUAAUAAACUUAAAAUACAAUUUC